Messenger RNA from Varanus komodoensis (Komodo dragon), 6050 nucleotides. It is a transcript of the gene GATA2, whose product is annotated as GATA binding protein 2. Gene Ontology annotation, biological process: negative regulation of transcription by RNA polymerase II; positive regulation of miRNA transcription; positive regulation of angiogenesis. Gene Ontology annotation, cellular component: nucleus. The record is from RefSeq and is a predicted model, not a curated record. Lineage: Eukaryota; Metazoa; Chordata; Lepidosauria; Squamata; Varanidae. The coding region runs from base 1279 to 2703 and encodes 474 amino acids. The transcript has 5 exons. Gene Ontology annotation, molecular function: RNA polymerase II cis-regulatory region sequence-specific DNA binding; DNA-binding transcription factor activity, RNA polymerase II-specific; zinc ion binding.
CAAGCGUUAGAUUUAAUGAAACGCUCUUUUUCCUGCACCAAGCAGGCUCCCUCUGGAUAAAAAAGGGCUCGACUAACGCUGAGAAAGCUCGAGCGGGGAGAACGGCGAAGUUCCGUGCUGCAGGGAGCUGAGCGUAUGCAAAGCCGGCGCGGGCGCGCGCGGGCGGGGCCGAGAGUCCCUCUCUUUGGCGGGUUCAGCGCUUUUUCGCUGUUUGGAGUAAAUGAGGGGGAAUGUGGAUUUUCCGGGGCCAAUCGCAAGGCUAGGCUGGACAGCGAGCUGCUGAUUGGCUGGGCGGAGGUUCUUAGCCUGUGCGUAGCCCCUAGUUCAUGUCUACUGAACUGAGUCCAGCUGGCGCCAGAGCUGACAUAGGAUGCUUUGGGGAUGUUACAAAAAAGGCCAGAAUAAGUGGAGCUUGCCAUCUGAGAAAGAGCCUCCAUCCAAUCCUCCUCUCUCGCUCGCUCUCCAUCGCCUCUCCCUCCCUCACCCUUUCUGCAUUUCCAUCCUCCAAACCAUCCUCCGUCACCCCCACCCCCCAUUUACAACCUCAUAAAGAAACUUUUCAAACAUUAGGAGUUUGAUUCAGUCUGCUUGGAAGAGCUCUCUCUGUAAGUAUGUUUGUUAGAGGAGCAGGGAUGGGGUGGGGUGGAGGGGAGCGAAAAGGACGGCCGGGUUUAUUCCGCAAGAAGAAUAUGCUUUCGAAUGGCUUUUUUUAAAAAACGCGUUUAUACCGUUGGUAUUUUCCUUUUAUUUUAUCUCAGUUUGAGCUCUUUUUACAAACACACGUAGAUCAAAGGAUUGUUUCACUUUCUCCUUUUAUUACGAUUAGAGAAACUCCGCUUAUUGACAACUCCAGAAAAGUUUGUGCUACUUUUGUAGAGAUAGUAGCUAUUUGUUUUUUUAAUGUCUAGGGGCAAGGCAAACUCUGAGGGGAGGGGAACCCUCCCUCCCUCCACACUUCUCCACACAAGUUCUGCCGCACGGCAUCUGCGGGAUUUUAAUGUGUGCUUUUUGGAGCACAUCUUCAAAAGGCAUGUAAAGUACUAACCGUGCCUUCCUUCUUACAGGUGGUGAGCCCAGGUGUGUGGCAGGAGCCUCUUUCCGCAACUUCCCUGUUUUUAAAAAGAGGGACACAGAGUUACUUUUGAUUCUCCUCCGAGGCCAACCCCAGCCGCUUUUGAGAUUUCCAUCAUUUAAAACCAAGCCAAGCUAAACCAAACCAAAACGGUUUGGGGUCGGAGGGAGGGGUCUAGGGGUGGUGUGGGGGAGAAACCCACAGAAAUGGAGGUAGCCACGGACCAGCCGCGUUGGAUGGCCCAUCACGCCGUACUGAACGGGCAGCACCCAGAAACGCAUCACCCGGGACUGGCGCAUAACUAUAUGGAACCGGCGCAACUCCUACCUCCAGACGAAGUGGAUGUCUUCUUCAAUCAUCUGGACUCCCAGGGCAACCCAUACUAUGCCAACUCAGCCCAUGCCAGAGCCAGAGUUUCCUACAGCCAGGCGCACGCCCGACUGACUGGGAGCCAAAUGUGCCGGCCUCACUUGCUCCACAGCCCCGGCCUGCCCUGGCUGGACAGCGGCAAAGCGGCGCUCUCGGCAGCCCACCAUCACAACCCGUGGACGGUGAACCCCUUCACCAAGGGGCCCUUGCACCCUUCCGCGGCCGGCGCGCCGCCCGGCGCCAUCUCAGUGUACCCCGGCGGCGGCAGCUCGGCGUCGAGCGCGGCCUCGGCUUCUUCCCUCACGCCGGCCUCCCACUCGGGCUCGCACCUCUUCGGCUUCCCGCCCACGCCGCCCAAGGAAGUCUCGCCGGACCCCAAUGCCAGCAGCAGCGCCGCUUCGCCCGCCUCGGCCUCGGCCGGCGGCGGCCGGCAGGACGACAAGGAGCCGCUCAAGUACCAGGUGGCCCUGGCCGACGGCAUGAAGAUGGAGAGCGCCAGCCCGCUGCGCAGCAGCCUCGCCGCCUCCAUGGGCGCGCAGCCCUCCACGCACCACCCCAUCCCCACCUACCCUUCCUACGUGCCCGCCGCCCACGACUACGGCGGCAGCCUCUUCCACCCCGGCAGCUUCCUCGGGGGGCCCGCCUCCAGCUUCACCCCCAAGCAGAGGAGCAAAGCCCGGUCCUGCUCAGAAGGCAGAGAGUGUGUCAACUGUGGAGCUACUGCCACCCCUCUCUGGAGAAGAGACGGUACUGGGCAUUACCUGUGUAACGCCUGCGGGCUCUACCACAAAAUGAACGGUCAAAAUCGACCUCUUAUUAAACCUAAACGGAGACUGUCAGCAGCCAGGAGAGCAGGAACAUGUUGUGCCAAUUGCCAGACAACCACCACCACCUUAUGGCGACGCAAUGCAAAUGGGGACCCAGUCUGCAAUGCCUGUGGACUUUACUAUAAAUUGCACAAUGUGAACAGGCCUCUGACCAUGAAGAAGGAAGGGAUUCAGACCAGAAAUAGGAAAAUGUCCAACAAGUCCAAGAAGAGCAAGAAAGGUUCUGAGUGUUUUGAGGAACUUUCCAAGUGCAUGCAAGAGAAGUCUUCUCCUUUCAGUGCUGCUGCCCUUGCUAGUCACAUGACACCUAUGGGGCACUUGCCACCUUUCAGCCACUCUGGACACAUCCUACCAACGCCUACCCCCAUUCACCCAUCUUCCAGCAUCUCAUUUGGACAUCCACAUCCAUCCAGCAUGGUCACAGCCAUGGGAUAGAAUCUGAAGAUCCUAACAGACUACAAAUACUGGGCUUUGCCUAAGAUGACAGCAAGGAAAGUUUCUGCCCAGAAGAGAGAAUGUAGGGAAGGAAGGAAGGAAAGAAGGAAGGAAGGAAGGAAAAAGGGGAUCUCAUUCCAGUGUGGUUCAACUCCUAGUGCUAUACUCAAACUGUGUAAUGAUGGGUCUUCUGCAGAAAUGCUUAAUGGUGCCUGUUAUGCACUUUGCCCCCUCAGGUAAAAGGAGAAAGAGGAACUCACCUGUUUGAUAUGAUAAACCUGCUGGUCCCAGCAGAAAGUAAAGGUGGCUGAAACAGUAGAAGAAGCUGGAGCCAGCUUUUCUUUCUCUUUGUUAAUUACUGUGAAUAUUGUAAAGAGAUUAGCGGCCUCCCAAUGCAGAGGAAGCUCAGUGGUAGCUGCCCAUGCUGGAUUUCUAUCACAGACUGCUUUUGAGGGAGGAAAAAAUGGACAACUUUAUAAAAAAAAAAAUCUACUUUUUAAAAAAAAAUCAGACACAGAAAAAGUCAUUAUUUAUUUUGCUCUUGUGUUCCAAAAAGAGCUUCAAAACUCUUGCAUGUAUUUGUGGAUCUUUUAUUUUAUUUUGCUCAAAGACACACCUAUCCUAGUAGAAAACAGUUUUGAAUUAUUAUUAUUAUUAUUAUUGCUUAAUGGCCACAUUUUUUAUUCUCUUCAUUGCUUUUAGAUUUGAUAAAAAUCUACUAGGAACUGGGAUGCGUAUAUGAGAAAGGGAAACAUGUAGCUCCAGCAUAGGUUAACAAUAGUCUCAAGGUGCAGCUUAUUUUGACAUAAUUUCUGCAUUCUUUUCCUCAAUGUGAAGAUCUUUCUUCAAAAACAUGGCAUCCUACAAAAAGACAAACUAGACAAAUGGCUGAAAGGGUUUCCAUAGGGAACAGUCCUGCAGUGGCUGGAGGCCGAAUGCAGGGCAUUGGUAUGUCCCAUCAAAUUUAACUGGCUGUAGGGGACAGUAACAGGUGUGCUGUCAUGCCCUGGCUCCUCUGACUCCUCUCCCUUGCUUUCUGUUCGUUGCCAGUCUCUCCUCUGACUCCCCACACAGCCUCCCUUAAUUGCUUCUGUCGCUCUCAAACAGCCUGUGGCCAGCCUGGCUAGGAGUAGUGGGAGAUGUAGUUCAGCACAUCUAGAGGCCACCCAGUUGGGAAAGGCUGCUUUAGACAGCCAUUCCUGAGCCCUCUUCCACUGUGUUGCAUGAGACUGCAGCUGUUUCAUCCACCUGGUUCAGUAAUCCUGAUUUGCUCAGUGACUGUCCUGUACCCGCUGGUCCCUGGUCAGUGCAGGGCUUCCCCUCUGCUGCUCUCGCUACUCCUGUGCCCUUUUCUGCCACACUUUACAGUCUCAGAAGAGCAUGAACAAGCCCUUGUGCAGCCCUGGCUGCUGUGUUGAUAAUCUCAGUCCUGAACUAGGAUGGAGAUCUAAAAACAAUUCCCUUCAGGGAGCAGUCCUUGAACCACUUACGUUCAUUCUGGUGGAUCUUGUGCAAAAGUGCUUGCUAUAUAGGAAUACGGGCAGAUUAAAGAUGCCGUGAGCUGUCUUAUACAUAGUCCAUUGAUCCAUCUUGGCCAGUAUUGUCUAUUCUGACUGGUGGUGGUAGCUGGCCUCCCAGGGGUCAGGCAAGGUGUGUCUUUCUUCCCUUUGUUUUUCUGAGAUUGUUUAACAGGAAGUGCCAAGUCUGGAACCUUCAUGACCGUUGACAUGCAAAGCACCCAUGCUGUGGUAGAACUACUUGUUCCUCUGGUGGAUUGGGUUUAAUAUACAACAACAACCAGUUCAGGACAGAAAACACUUGUAAGCUGAACAACACUGAAAGGAUCCAUCGUGGUGGCUUGGUUUUGUUUCGUUUUUUCUGUCUCAUUAGCUGAUGUUGCUGAAGAUACAAGAAGUAUUGUGUAGUUAAUCUCCUACUAUAUAUUCUUGAUACUGUGUCCAAGCAGAGCUGGAAUUUGCAGUCCAUAGGCAUGCAUGCCAGAGCAAGUUUCCUAUUUGGUAAGGGAAAGGCACAGAAAGUAUGUGAAGAUCUACAAGGCAGACAGGAAAGAAAGUGGCUACCAUUUUCAGAUUCUUCCACUAGUUAGCUGUGGCAACAAGCAACUGAGCAAGGAAAGCUAGUUCUGGUUGUUUCCUAUAGCACAUACGUUUUAUUUUUAAGGAAAUUCACAAGUGUUGAGAAAGAAAAGUUGUCUCCCAUUCUGAAACCAUAUUGUACUUUUAAAAAAACCUGAAAAUAAAGCUCUUGCCAGUGUGACGUGUAUCUCUUGAUUGUUAUGAUCUGAUUACUUUCAUGAUCAUAAGGUCCAGUAUAACAUAUGAUGUACAUAUUUAGCUAUAUUUCUGAUGGAAAAAACACCCCUGUGAGCAGAGGGGUUUGAUAAUGUAAACUGCAUAAGCUUAACUCUGUGACAAGCUUUUUAUUGUUUUUAAUUUUUUUUAAUCAAGUCAAUUGUAUCUUUAACUGCAAAAAGUCUGCUAAGAGCAAAAAUGAAGGUGUAUGUUUGUUCUUCACCCUGUCCUGAAAAUGUAAUUCAGCUAUUCAGUUUUUGGAUGAAAUGUCCAAGCAUCCUAAGGAAAACUGCUUUCCUCCUUUUCUGGUCCCUGUAGGCAUAUAUAGCUGCACUUUGUGAAGAAACAAAUUAUCACGUACAAAAAAGCAACAAACAAAACAGACAUUCUUCCUGGGAGAAAGCAUAUUUUCAAUUGAUCAGAAUGGCAAUUAUUUACUCCUUUUCCUGUGUGCGCGUGUGUGUGUGUGCGCGCACGUGAGAGAGAGAGAGAGAGAGAGAGAGAGAGAGAGAGAGAGAGAGAGAGAGAAGAGGGACUUGUUUAAAAAAUGGUACAACUAUACAUUAUUUGAAAUAAAUUCAAAUUCCUUUGAGAGUGGGAGGGUGAGUGAAUGAGGGAGCUUAUGAUAGGGAGCAAAUCCACCCAGCACUGCUGCUGCUGUACAGCCUUGGUUUGUCUUAGGGGACUGAGCCCUGCACAAGCCCCGCUUGUAGGAAAGGAGGCUGCUCAUCAGGAGUGUUUGCUGGGCAAGGGUCCACAGUUGACAAAGUGCAAUAUAUUGUCAGUCACUGCAGCCUAGUAGAACCGCAGUCAGGAUUUAAAUUAUUUUGUACUUGUAUCAGCAUAAAGAUUUGGCAGUAUUUUCUGUUUUUUUUAAAAUUUUGCUUAAGUUUUGGAUUAGUGAACUAAGUUAUUGUUAAUUAUGUACAACUUGUUUAUAUAUUGUCUGUAAAAAAAAAGUGUAUGCUUCCCUCAUAUUCCUUCAAGGUGAAUACUGCUAAGAAUAAUAAUAAAAAAUACCCCCUUUUUGUGAAA